This is a messenger RNA of Cynara cardunculus var. scolymus (artichoke), 916 nucleotides long. Its product is annotated as probable peroxygenase 3. The record is from RefSeq and is a predicted model, not a curated record. The transcript is spliced from 7 exons. NCBI's taxonomy places the organism in Eukaryota, Viridiplantae, Streptophyta, Magnoliopsida, Asterales, Asteraceae. The coding region runs from base 23 to 766 and encodes 247 amino acids. Gene Ontology annotation, molecular function: calcium ion binding; monooxygenase activity.
AAAAACCACAUUAAAAUGUGACAUGGGAGACAAUGCAGGCGGAACCCAAUCGAUGAAGGCGGCGGCCGACGCCAUGUUAACCGUCGCCGAGAAAGCUCCUCUUACUUCCCAUAGAAAAGUCCGAUCUGAUCUCGACACCAAGCUCCCUAAACCUUAUUUGGCUCGAGCGGUGGCUGCACCAGAUACGGAUAACGUGAAUGGAACAUGGGGCCACAAGCACCAUAACAUGUCGGUUCUUCAGCAGCAUGUAGCCUUCUUUGAUCAAGACGAUAAUGGCAUCAUCUAUCCUUGGGAAAGCUUUAAAGGGUUUCGCGAUCUCGGAUUCAAUAUCUUCGGUUGUUUGUUCUUCACGGUGCUUGUUCACGGAGCUAUGAGUUAUGCCACUCUACCCACUUGGUUGCCGUCGCCUUUCUUCCCAAUUUACAUAAAGAACAUACACAAGGCCAAGCAUGGAAGUGAUUCCUCGACUUAUGAUACUGAAGGAAGGUUUGUUCCGGCAAACCUCGAGAACAUUUUCAGCAAAUACGCUCACACCAAACCCGACAAGCUCAACUUCAAAGAGCUUUGGGAUAUGACCGAUGGGUGUCGCAAUGCCUUUGAUUUCUUUGGCUGGAUUUCGAGCAAGUUGGAAUGGGGAGUUCUUUACAUGCUCGCAAAGGAUUCAGAAGGCUUUCUGUCGAAAGAAUCGGUAAGACGGUGCUAUGACGGAAGUUUAUUCGAGCAUUGCGCGAAGAUGCAAAAGGGCGUUGUCGGUAAAACGACAUGACUAAGCUUUCUAGUCGUUCUUUCCCUCGUUAUGAUCUUGUAUUUAGCCAGCUUAUUAUGAUUCAGAUUUAUUUAUUCGAUCUUACAUCUUGUAUCCGGGAGUUCCGUUAGUUCAUUCUCGUAUUCUAUCCAUAAUAAACAAUUUCUAGUC